Messenger RNA from Budorcas taxicolor (takin), 1143 nucleotides. RefSeq names its product apolipoprotein A4 (gene APOA4). Bases 1 to 1143 code for a protein of 380 amino acids. The record is from RefSeq and is a predicted model, not a curated record. NCBI's taxonomy places the organism in Eukaryota, Metazoa, Chordata, Mammalia, Artiodactyla, Bovidae. Gene Ontology annotation, molecular function: phosphatidylcholine-sterol O-acyltransferase activator activity; cholesterol binding; phospholipid binding. Gene Ontology annotation, biological process: reverse cholesterol transport; positive regulation of lipid biosynthetic process; phospholipid efflux. The transcript has 3 exons. Gene Ontology annotation, cellular component: extracellular region; high-density lipoprotein particle; blood microparticle.
AUGUUCCUGAAGGCUGUGGUCCUGAGCCUGGCCCUGGCGGCUGUCACCGGAGCCGAGGCGGAUGUCAAUGCCGACCAGGUGGCCACUGUGAUUUGGGACUACUUCAGCCAGCUGGGCAACAAUGCCAAGAAGGCGGUGGAACAUAUCCAGAAGUCUGAGCUCACCCAGCAGCUCAACACCCUCUUCCAAGAUAAACUUGGGGAAGUGAGCACCUACACGGACGACCUGCAGAAGAAGCUGGUGCCCUUUGCCACGGAACUGCAUGAACGGCUGACUAAGGACUCCGAGAAGCUGAAGGAGGAGAUUCGGAAGGAGCUGGAGGAGCUGCGAGCCCGGCUGCUGCCCCACGCCACCGAGGUGAGCCAGAAGAUCGAGGACAACGUGCGCGAGCUGCAGCAGCGCCUGGGACCAUACGCAGAGGAGCUGCGCACCCAGGUCGACACGCAGGCGCAGCAGCUGCGGCGCCAGCUGACGCCCUACGCGCAGCGCAUGGAGACGGUGAUGCGGCAGAACCUGGACCAGCUGCAGGCCUCGCUGGCGCCCUACGCCGAGGAGCUCCAGGCCACGGUCAACCAGCGGGUGGAGGAGCUCAAGGGGCACCUGACGCCCUACGCGGACCAGCUCCAGACCAAGAUCGAGGAGAACGUGGAGGAACUGCGCCGCAGCCUGGCCCCUUAUGCUCAGGACGUCCAGGGGAAGCUCAACCACCAGCUGGAGGGCCUGGCCUUUCAGAUGAAGAAGCAUGCCGAGGAGCUGAAGGCCAAGAUCUCGGCCAAAGCCGAGGAGCUGCGGCAGGGGCUGGUGCCCGUGGUCAACAGCGUGCGUGGAAGCCAGCCGGGCAACGCCGAGGGCCUGCAGAAGUCCCUGGCCGAGCUGAGCAGCCGCCUGGACCAGCAGGUGGAGGACUUCCGCCGCACCGUGGGGCCCUACGGCGAGACCUUCAACAAAGCCAUGGUGCAGCAGUUGGAUGCGCUCAGGCAGAAGCUGGGCCCCCUGGCGGGGGACGUGGAAGAUCACCUGAGUUUCCUGGAGAAGGAUCUGAGGGACAAGGUCAGCAGCUUCUUCAACACCCUCAAGGAGAAGGAGAGCCAGGCCCCCGCCCUCCCUGCGCAGGAGGAGAUGCCCGUCCCUUUGGGGGGCUGA